AAGCAUAUCAGCAUUCGCCAGAGCGGAGAAUUGAAGUCAAUGUUUACAUCAAACUUUUAAGUAAAAGUAUAUCAUUUGCUGACGAAACGAAGCAACAUCUUCACUUGCAGACAUAACGAAGCAACACUUCGCAAUCUUCGUAGAAAGAUGGUUUUGAAAGAAGUCAAAAUGGGAAAUGUGGAAUUUACCCAGAUGAUUUUGUUUCUUUCAUUAGUCUGCAAUGGCGCAUUUGCAGAAGAGAUCAUCGGCGAUGGAUACAAUCUCAACUACACGUUACCGAUGUUCGAAACAUGUUCUGAGAGAGAACACCCCGAGAAGGGGGUUGUUAAAACCAUUCCAAAACUCAUCCCGACUCUCAAGUUUGACUCAGGAUGCUCAGGCAGACGAAAUAAGAGCGGUUUGCGCAUCUGUCAGUUUCCAGACUGCCUCAUGAAUCCAUGUAUAAACGGCUGGUGUGAGGAGUCUGUCAUUAGCUACAUUUGCCAUUGUUCACCCCGUUACACAGGAGGGAGGUGUGAAUCAAUGUUACCAAACUCAACCGUUUCAUCCUUGUCGGAAACAGAAGCUACUAGUCCCGUGGUGUACAACUGCCCAAGGAACAUCAACCAAUCAGUGAAGGUAGGAUAUGAUGGCGUUGAAGUAUUCUGGAUUCCACCGAACAUCUCCAAUCCAUCCGGGACACCAACCAUCGUGCCUAACAUCAGCCCAGGAUCUUUCUUCAAUGUCACUGAUGAACCGGUGGAAGUCAUCUAUACAAUCGCCGAUGGCACUGGCUGGGUUGAUGAAUCAUGUUCGUUCCACGUCUCCGUAUUUUAUAAACCAUCAAGAAAGAUAUUUGUGACGGAUUAUGGACGUAUGUUCAUGGCCGAUCUAGACGAUUUGGUGUUCAAUGAAAUCCCCUCAAGUGGCGAUCCAUACUUCGUGACAUAUGAUGAUGUGGAUAAGAGGUUGUACUGGUCCGACUGGACAAGUAGAAGGGUCUACCGCUCUGACUGGAAUGGGGGAAACAUGGAGGCAGUUACCGCACGCAACGCUGAAUCUGAACCGAAUGGCGUUGCUAUCGCGAGGAAUGCAAGGACACUUUAUGUUGCUUAUCGAAAAGGAGAUAGAAUUACAAACAUGUCGGUAAGAGAUGGCAGUCCUUUUCCUCCAACCGAAACGGAUAUGAUCGAUUCACUGUUCAUGCCGAGAGCCUUGACUGUUGACGAAUUCCAAGGGUACCUUUAUUGGACAUCACUGAGUUUUGUUUAUCGUACAUUUCUCAAUGGAACCAGGCUUCGUCAAAUUGUUGAAUAUUUAGAGGGUGGAAUUUUCGAAGAGAUAAUCACUAGUCUGAACAUCGAUCUUACCAGGAACCCACGACGUGCCUUUUUUCCCGUCUCCAAUACGGGAAAGAACUUCUACAUGGAUGUGCGGCCAUUAGGCUACUACAACAAUCGCACUUUGUUAAUUAGUAACAUACAGACGAGAGACAUCAGCGUCAACAAUGACGACGUAUACUUCUUGAAGGAAUUUAAACCGAUUGGGAUUGCAGUAAUGAAGAACUAUGACAGUAUCAAUCGAGAGUAUUAUUUGAUAGAAAUCGAUCAAUUCGAGGAACCUUAUCAACUGCACAUCGCUUAUAUUGAACCCUAGGGAUGGCAAGGGGGGUCCAGCUGGUCAAGCCAAUGCGUUUUUAGACUACACUUAUAUGGGUUGCCAUUUUUCACCUCAUUCACCGAGAACAUUAUGGUCAAAAGAUAAAGAAAAAUAACUUAGUUUAAUACACCUGUCAUAUGUAUGACCCACCGUAUGACCCCCCCCCCCCUCCCCCACCUCGAUUAAUUGCCAUGAAUGAAUCGGCACCCUCAAAUUGCCGGUACCCUUGUAGGCCUUAGGCUUAGAUCUUUAUCUAGAUCCAAUUCUUAAACACUAUCAUUAAUGACAAAAUGAUAGGCUAGGCUAUGGCAUUAACUUUAUCUCAAAUCUAGACCUGUCUAAAUGACUGCAGCCGACUAAUUGCUAGCAUAGAACUGGUUAAUUCCGAACGUUACGUUUACUUGCGUUAAACCAAUGAGCUUGGUAUCCUUAGUUUAAUUGAUGUAGUCCGUAUAAAGAAAAAACAAUUUAGGGGGGGACCACCUGAAAUUUUUCGAUGGACACAGGUAAAAAAUUGGACAAGCAAAAAAAAAAGGUAAUCAACAAAAGAUUAAGGGGGACCACAAAAAAAAUUGGGGGGGGGGUUUUACAUGAAUUUAGGGGGGACGCAGG
Molecule: messenger RNA, 2250 nt
Organism: Lytechinus pictus (painted urchin)
Lineage: Eukaryota; Metazoa; Echinodermata; Echinoidea; Temnopleuroida; Toxopneustidae
Exons: 10
Coding region: 148-1635 (495 amino acids)
Source: RefSeq, a predicted model, not a curated record